This is a messenger RNA of Hyaena hyaena (striped hyena), 1640 nucleotides long. It is a transcript of the gene LMAN2, whose product is annotated as lectin, mannose binding 2. The coding region runs from base 36 to 1106 and encodes 356 amino acids. Gene Ontology annotation, biological process: endoplasmic reticulum to Golgi vesicle-mediated transport; Golgi organization; endoplasmic reticulum organization. The transcript is spliced from 8 exons. The record is from RefSeq and is a predicted model, not a curated record. Gene Ontology annotation, molecular function: D-mannose binding. NCBI's taxonomy places the organism in Eukaryota, Metazoa, Chordata, Mammalia, Carnivora, Hyaenidae. Gene Ontology annotation, cellular component: endoplasmic reticulum-Golgi intermediate compartment; endoplasmic reticulum membrane; COPII-coated ER to Golgi transport vesicle.
AGUCCUAGGGCGGAAGUGUCCGAGUGGAACGGAGAAUGGCGGCGGAAGGCUCGAUUUGGCGCUGGGGCUGGGGCCGGCGGUGCCCGGGGAGGCCUGGGCUUCCCGGUCCCGGCCCUGGCCCCACUACACCUCUGCUUCUUCUCCUGUUGCUGGGGCCGGUUGUUGCGGAUAUAACAGACGGCAACAGUGAACACCUCAAGCGGGAGCAUUCGCUUAUCAAGCCCUACCAAGGGGUCGGUUCCAGCUCCAUGCCCCUCUGGGAUUUCCAAGGCAGCACUAUCCUCACAAGCCAGUACGUGCGUUUGACCCCUGAUGAGCGCAGCAAAGAGGGCUCUAUCUGGAACCACCAGCCUUGCUUCCUCAAGGACUGGGAGAUGCAUGUCCACUUCAAAGUCCAUGGUGCAGGGAAGAAGAAUCUUCAUGGAGAUGGCAUUGCCUUGUGGUAUACCCGGGACCGCCUUGUGCCAGGGCCUGUGUUUGGAAGCAAAGACAACUUCCACGGCCUAGCCAUCUUCUUGGAUACAUAUCCCAAUGAUGAGACUACAGAGCGUGUGUUCCCGUACAUCUCGGUGAUGGUGAACAAUGGCUCCCUGUCCUACGACCAUAGCAAAGAUGGCCGCUGGACCGAGCUGGCGGGCUGCACGGCUGACUUCCGCAACCGUGAUCACGAUACCUUCCUGGCUGUGCGCUACUCCCGGGGCCGUCUGACGGUGAUGACCGACCUAGAGGACAAGAACGAGUGGAAGAAUUGCAUUGACAUCACGGGAGUGCGCCUACCCACUGGCUACUACUUUGGAGCCUCGGCUGGCACUGGAGACCUGUCUGACAAUCAUGACAUCAUCUCCAUGAAACUGUUCCAGCUGAUGGUAGAACAUACGCCUGAUGAAGAGAACAUUGAUUGGACCAAGAUUGAGCCCAGUGUCAAUUUCCUCAAGUCGCCCAAAGACAAUGUGGAUGACCCGACGGGAAACUUCCGCAGCGGGCCCCUGACGGGGUGGCGGGUGUUCCUGCUGUUGCUGUGUGCGCUCCUGGGCAUCAUCGUGUGCGCCGUGGUGGGGGCCGUAGUGUUUCAGAAGCGACAGGAGCGGAACAAGCGAUUCUACUGAGUGGCCGGUGCUUUGCUCUGGGGAAGGCCUUGUUUUGGGCCCCGGCACUAAUGUGAACUUUUUUUUUUUUUUUUUUACUGGGAUUGUAAAAGAAAAACAGGACAACCUUAUUUCUUAACCGUUUCAAAGAAAUAAUUAAAGUAUUUUCGUACAUUUUGCUUCUUGCCCAGCAGGGACAAACUGCAGGGCUGGGGAAUAGGGUUUGGCAUCCCCACACCUGGGGCAGAGUUCCUCGGCCGUUGCCAACAUUUCAGGAGCAGGGAGGAGUCUGUGCCCGGAGCGGGGCCCUGGCAGGUAGCUUUUGAACACUGGAGGGCCCCCCAACCACAUUGGGUGGGUGCCUGAGGAUGCAAGCAGUGAUGUUGUUUUGUGCGGUGUGUGUUGGUGGAAAAGGAGGCUGACUGGGGAACCUGGGCCCUCCUGGUCACCCUCUGAGCUUCUUCCCAAGGCAGACCCUCGAGUCAGGCUGGAGGAGUAAUUUGGUGGGGCUCAGAGUGUGACCGUUUGCUAAAUAAAGUGAAAUAACCAACCUCA